Messenger RNA from Lagenorhynchus albirostris (white-beaked dolphin), 3844 nucleotides. It is a transcript of the gene DDI2, whose product is annotated as DNA damage inducible 1 homolog 2. Gene Ontology annotation, molecular function: aspartic-type endopeptidase activity; protein binding. The record is from RefSeq and is a predicted model, not a curated record. NCBI's taxonomy places the organism in Eukaryota, Metazoa, Chordata, Mammalia, Artiodactyla, Delphinidae. The coding region runs from base 701 to 3658 and encodes 985 amino acids. Gene Ontology annotation, biological process: proteolysis. The transcript has 10 exons.
CCUCUCCGAGGUGACCUUUUCCCUCCAGGUCGACGCCGACUUCGAGCUGCACAACUUCCGCGCGCUGUGUGAGCUCGAGUCCGGCAUCCCCGCAGCCGAGAGCCAGCCCGUUGUUUCAUCUGUUUUUAUGCUCUCAGGCUUUCUUCAGUGUUCGAUUGCACAUCAUAAAAAUAUUUUCCUUAGUAAUACAUCCCUGACCCUUUUUUCCAUCUGUGUUUAAUUGUUCUUUUUUAAAUUUCUUCCACUGUUAUCUUCCACUCAUAAACAUAAAAGUGAUAAAAGUUUGGGGAAGGUCGAAGAGAAGGAAGAACUCGGGAAGCUUGUGUGUGAGACCAUUUAAAAGUGGACACAGUACAGUCAUGUACUGCAGGGUGACUGGAGUUAACAACACUGUAUCAUAUAUUUGAAAGUUGCUAAGAGUAGAUCUUAAAAGUUCUCAUCACGGGGGCUUCCCUGGUGGCGCAGUGGUUGAGAGUCCGCCUGCCAACGCAGGAGACAUGGGUUCGUGCCCCGGUCCGGGAAGAUCCCACAUGCCGCGGAGCGGCUGGGCCCGUGAGCCAUGGCCGCUGAGCCUGCGCGUCCGGAGCCUGUGCUCCGCAACGGGAGAGGCCACAGCAGUAAGAGACCCGCGUACCAGGAAAAAAAAAAAAAAAAAGUUCUCAUCACAAGAAGAAAAAUUUAUAACUAUAUGGGGUGAUGGAUGUUAACAAAACAUAUCAUGAUUGUCUACGCUGAAAGGCCUCUCACAGACAACCACAGAUCACUGGCUUCUUACGGCUUAAAAGAUGGCGACGUUGUGAUUUUACGACAGAAGGAGAAUGCAGACCCUCGCCCUUCGGUGCAGUUCCCAAACUUACCCCGAAUAGACUUCCGUAGCAUAGCUGUGCCUGGCACGUCAAACACCCGGCAGCGCCAGCCAGCAGGAGCACAGCAGUCCCACUCAUCUCCUGGAGAGGUAGCUUCAUCUCCUCAGGGCCUGGACAAUCCAGCCUUGCUCCGAGACAUGUUGCUGGCCAACCCCCAUGAGCUGUCCUUGUUGAAGGAACGCAAUCCACCCUUGGCAGAUGCUCUGCUCAGUGGAGAUCUUGAGAAAUUUUCUAGGGUCCUGGUGGAGCAGCAGCAGGACCGAGCCCGGAGAGAGCAAGAAAGGAUUCGUCUCUUUUCUGCGGACCCUUUUGAUCUUGAAGCUCAGGCAAAGAUAGAAGAAGAUAUAAGGCAACAGAACAUUGAGGAAAACAUGACAAUAGCUAUGGAAGAGGCUCCGGAAAGUUUUGGCCAAGUAGUGAUGCUUUAUAUUAACUGCAAAGUGAAUGGACAUCCUGUGAAAGCCUUUGUUGACUCAGGUGCCCAGAUGACCAUUAUGAGCCAAGCUUGUGCAGAAAGGUGUAAUAUAAUGAGGCUGGUGGACCGUCGGUGGGCAGGGAUCGCCAAAGGAGUGGGCACCCAGAAGAUUAUUGGAAGGGUACAUCUAGCUCAGGUUCAAAUUGAAGGAGAUUUCCUGGCGUGUUCCUUCUCUAUACUUGAGGAACAGCCCAUGGACAUGCUUUUGGGACUGGACAUGCUGAAACGGCAUCAGUGUUCCAUUGACCUCAAGAAAAAUGUACUCGUGAUCGGCACCACAGGCUCAAAGACCACCUUCCUUCCUGAGGGGGAGUUACCAGAGUGUGCCCGGUUGGCAUAUGGGGCCGGGCGAGAGGAAGUACGGCCAGAGGAGAUUGCAGACCAAGAAUUAGCAGAAGCCCUUCAAAAAUCUGUAGAGGAUGCAGAGAAAAGCGGUAAAGAAACUACCUCACUGGGAAUGUCAUCAUUACCAACUUCAGAUGGAUUUAACCAUCAAGCCCAUCCUUCAGGACAGAGUCCUGAGAUUGGUAAUCCUUCGCGUCUUGCUCACUCUGUCUCUGCUUCAGUCUGCCCUGUUGAGCCCAGCGACCCAGACAGCAUUGAACCUAAAGCUCUGAAGGCUUUGAAGGCUUCAGCUGAAUUCCAGGUAACCUGUGAAAAGAAAGAACAUCUUCCUCUACAGGAUCUUUCUGAUUGUGCUUCUUCAGCAGACAGUGCUCCAGCAGACCAGAGGCCAGCUAUGCCUUUGCAGAAUUCACUUGAAGAAGCCAUUGUUGCAGGUAAUCUAGAGAAAUCUGCUGAAAGAAGCACCCAGGGCCUCACAUCUCAUCUCCACACCAGACAGGAAGUUAGUUUAUCUGUCACUGGGAUGGAAGAACCACAGAGGCUUAAAGAUGAAAAGGGUUGGCAUCCAGAAUAUCAGGACCUGAGUCAAGCGAGUGGCCUUCAGCAGCAUGAAGAACCGAGGACUGGACAGCAUGAGGUUAUACGGCAGAAUGCUCCCCAUGACCGAGCACGUCUCUGUAACACAGGGGACCUUGAACUUCUUGGAGAAAGGCAACAGGAUCAACAAAGAAGUAUUGGUUCGGAAGCUACAAUGGAAGGAGACAGGCUAGAGCAGACUGUGGACCUUUCGGGUACAGAGAAAAAUAUUCUACCUUCAGGGUGCUUUGGCUGCUCAAGUUCAGAAACACUUAUGGAAGUAGAUAUAGUUGAACAGUCCCUAGCUGCUGUGCUCAAUUCAGCAGGUGGUCAGAAUACCAGUGUCAAGAACAUCGGUGCAUCUGAUCUCACCUUAGAUAAUCCCUUGAUGGAAGUAGAAACAUCAAAAUGUAACCCUUCCUCUGAAAUUUUGAGUAAUUCCAUUUCCACUCAGGAUUUACAGCUUCCAGAAAGUAAUGUUGAAAUGUCUGGAACAAGUAAAGAAUACGGGAGUUGCCCCUCCUCUUUAGUAAGUCUCUGUGGCAGUUGUCAGCCAUCCAUAGAGUCCACAGAGGAAUCUUGCUCAUCUGUAACGGCAGCCUUGAAGGAACUUCAUGAACUUUUGGUCAUUAGUAGUAAACCAGCUUCAGAAAACACAUCGGAAGAAGUUAUCUGUCAAUCAGAGACAGUAACUGAGGGCCAAACAGGUAUUAAGGACCUUUCUGAGAGAUGGACCCAAAAUGAGCAUCUUACAGCUACCCAGAGCAAACACUGUUCACAGGUCUCCUUUCAUCAGGCCACAUCUGUAACAGUGAAGACAGAAGAAUUAACAUACACUUCAACUGACGCUGGAGUAGAAGAUGAAGAAAAUAUUAACUUCAGGGGUCCAGGUGAUGGCGUAUUAACUGAUAGGGAAGGUGUCCCCAAGUCUAAGGAGUCAGUAAAUGAGAGCAGUUCUGUCACUGUAGCCUCAGCUGAAACGUCCAAUCAACUACAUUGCACCUUUGGUGCAGAAAUUUCACCCAGACUUUUAGCAGGUGAGGAGGAUGCACUCAAUCAGACUUCUGAGCACACUGAGUCCUUGUCAUCCAGUUUCAUAUUGGUUAAAGAUUUGGGCCAGGGCACACGGAAUCCAGUGACAGACAGGCCUGAGACUAGAGAAAAUGUCUGUUCUGAAGCUGCAGGGCCACUUCUAGAAUUUGUACCACCUACCAGCCAGCCAUCAUCAAGUCCCUCCUUUCUUGCACCAUUAAUUUUUCCUGCUGCGGACAUUGACCGGAUUCUCCGUGCCGGCUUUACUUUGCAGGAAGCUCUUGGGGCUUUGCAUCGAGUUGGUGGAAAUGCAGACCUUGCACUUCUUGUUUUGCUAGCAAAGAACAUUGUAGUUCCUACAUAACCAUGGAAACGUGGGCUAGACCAUACUCCAUUCCCUUACAAAAAGCUAUAUAUUUACACAUACACACUCACCACAUAUACAGUAUAUGUAGAAACCUGCAAGCAGAAUGUUGAGCCAGAUUUUUUUUAAAGAUUUUUUUCGGCCAAAGUAAUUUAUGAUCUCUUGUCUGAUGAAUUUGUCUAUUCU